Molecule: messenger RNA, 3324 nt
Organism: Cercocebus atys (sooty mangabey)
Lineage: Eukaryota; Metazoa; Chordata; Mammalia; Primates; Cercopithecidae
Gene: ZNF696
Product: zinc finger protein 696
Exons: 4
Coding region: 393-2111 (572 amino acids)
Biological process (GO): regulation of cytokine production; negative regulation of transcription by RNA polymerase II; regulation of immune system process
Molecular function (GO): RNA polymerase II cis-regulatory region sequence-specific DNA binding; DNA-binding transcription factor activity, RNA polymerase II-specific
Source: RefSeq, a predicted model, not a curated record
UUACAGGCGUGAGCCCCCGCGCCCGGCCACCAAAACACUUCUGGUCCCAGGCAUUUGGGAUAAGGGAUACUCAGGCUGAACAAGGAACGUCUGUGCACGUUUUUAGCAGCUGUUGCUGUUACACUAAAUAGACUCCAUGGUUAACUUGUCCCUAAAAUAACCUUCACGUCCUGAGGUCUGAGAUCUGCUGGGAGCAGUGCUGGAAGCCCUAUUUCCCCACGCGAGAGAGGCGCCAGCAUCCCUCAUUUACAGGAGGAAUUCGAGACUUGGUGAGGACGUCCCACAGCCCGGAUUUGAACCCAGGCUUGGAUUCCGAGGCCCACGUACUUGCUCCACAGUGCCUUCUGCUGGCCACCUUCUCUGCCCUCAAAGAUUGCUGUAACCAGAAGUGGAUGAGCAUUUCGAGGAGGAAUGCUCCCCGCACAAGCCGAGGUGUUUGCAGGGUAUCCCAGACUCCACUUUGGUGUCCCUGGAGUGCCCAUGCCAGCGACCUUUUGGUGGCUCUCUUACCCCAGUUGGAACUGUCGCCAAGUGUGUCCCCAUCGUGGGGAGAGGAAGAGAGGAAGUGGAUUAGCGGCGUCAGGCCUUGCGGAGGUGUACUCGCACCGUCCUGCGCUACGGUCUCAGAAGCAGGAGGACGCUUUCCGGGAGCCAGCUGCUGUGGCACCUGCAGCAGUUUCAGCAGUUGGAUAGCUCCAGCCGCCCUGUCACACCCUCACUCCUCAUCCACUCCAAAAUUCAACGCAGCAUGCCAGGCCCCAGCAGAAAUUGUUCUGACUGCUGGCGUUCUGCAAGGUGGAGCCAGGAGGAGAGCCCCCAGGUGCCAAGGAGAGCAGUGCCCUGAUGGAGGCCCUUGCAGGAGUUUCCAUCACAUCUGCACCCUCCACAUUCUUGAAAGGUGCAGCCGGGACUCAGCCGCUUCUCUUCCGUUGCCACAGCAGACUGCCUGCAGGCAGAGAAGUCCCGCUCAGUUGCUGUGCUGGUCUCGGGGGCUCCUGUCCUCCCACUGCCGCUCCUGGCUGAGCCCUCCUGCCUCCUAUGCAGGCCGAGUUGUGAAGGCUGCUUUCCUGGCGCAGGCCCCAAGUGGCAGCCGAUCAGCUGAGGUGCAGGCAGCUCGGAGUACGGAGCCUGCACCAGAGCCAGGCGCUCCCGAGGGAGAGGGCCACAGAGGGGGGCCUCCCCGGGCGCUGGGGUCUCUUGGCCUUUGUGAAAACGAGGAAGCCAGACAGAGGCCCAGAGGUUCCCCUCGAGGUCCGGUCAUUUCUGAGAAAGCUGGAGGACAGAGUGGCCGCGAGUCAGACGUCCCUCCGAACUUAGGCCCGGGAGCAGAGGGCAGGGGCGGCUGGAAGGGGCGGCCUUUCCCGUGCAGCGCCUGUGGCCGCAGCUUCAAGUGCUCCUCGGACGCCGCGAAGCACCGGAGCAUCCACUCGGGGGAGAAGCCGUACGAGUGCAGCGACUGCGGGAAGGCCUUCAUCCACAGCUCGCACGUGGUCCGACACCAGCGGGCGCACAGCGGGGAGAGGCCCUAUGCGUGCGCCGAGUGCGGCAAGGCCUUCAGCCAGAGCUUCAACCUCCUCCGGCACCAGCGCGUGCACACGGGCGAGAAGCCCUACGCGUGCGCCGACUGUGGCAAGGCUUUCGGCCAGAGGUCGGACGCCGCCAAGCACCGCCGCACCCACACCGGGGAGAGGCUGUACGCGUGCGGCGAGUGCGGGAAGCGCUUCCUGCACAGCUCGAACGUGGUCCGGCACCGGCGGACCCACCACGGGGAGAACCCGUACGAGUGCCGGGAGUGCGGCCAGGCCUUCAGCCAGAGCUCCAACCUCCUCCAGCACCAGCGCGUGCACACGGGGGAGCGGCCCUUCGCCUGCCAGGACUGCGGCCGCGCCUUCAGCCGCAGCUCCUUCCUCCGCGAGCACCGCCGCAUCCACACCGGGGAGAAGCCCCACGAGUGCGGCCACUGCGGGCGCGCGUUCCGGGCGCUGUCGGGCUUCUUCCGGCACCAGCGGCUCCACACGGGCGAGAAGCCGUUCCGCUGCACCGAGUGCGGCCGCGCCUUUCGCCUGAGCUUCCACCUCAUCCAGCACCAGCGGGUGCACGGCGCCGAGUGAGCCGGGGCUGCCGCUGAAGAGAUGCCAGCGGCUUGGUGGGCGUAAGGCCGAGGCCGGGUGAGUCCUGUCCGCACCAUGCACGGUGAGGAAGUAACAACCGGCUGCUCGCCUGGUUCUCGGGCUGCAGAAGCCUCGCCCAGCCUGCAUCUGCCUUGGCUCGGGAGCAGUCAGGAGAGACAGGGCUCGGCGAAGGUGAGCGCUGCCCAUGGGAGGCGAUUCCCAGAGGCGGGGAGGUCUCAGGCCGGCCGCCCGCUGCUGAGACGCCUCCCCUCCCGCGGUCAGCUGCAGCGAAGGUCUCAUCUGCUGGGGUGUAGUGGCCGGUGAUUGAAUGGGUCAUUCCUACGCAGCCAGGUUGGUCAAGGCGGGCUGGGGGGGGUGCAGUUAGGAAGGGGGCCUCACGCCCUCCCCCCGUACCUUGCCGGCAAGCAGUUCAUCCAUGUCUUUCAACGCCUUUUCACAGCUGGUUGCUAUGGUCCCGAGUUCUGUGUGCUUAGAAAAUUAUGGAACUUGGCCGGGCGCGGUGGCUCCUGCUUGUAAUCCCAGCACUUCGGGAGGCCGAGGCAGGCGGAUCACGCAGUCAAGAGAUCGAGACCAUCCUGACCAACAUGGUGAAACCCUGUCUCUACUAAAAAUACAAAAAGCCGGGCGUGGUGGCGCGCGCCUGUAAUCCCAGCUGCUCGGGAGCCUGGGGCAGAAGAAUCGCUUGAACCCGGGUGGCGGAGGCUGCAGUGAGCUGAGAUUUCGCCACUGCACUCCAGCCUGGGCGACAGAGCGAGAUGCCAUCUCAAAAAACAAAAAAUUAUGGAACCUGAGAAGGGGGUCGUGGGGACCCCAGGGCCCACUGUCUGCACUUGGCAUCUGAAGUGGGGGUGGUCUUGUGGGACUGACCCCUUACCCUGUGGGUUCUGCACUAACUCCGGGUUCUGCACUAACUCUUGGUGUCAGAAUCGAGUUAAAUCGAAGGACAUCUCGUUGGUGUCUGAGAGUUGGAGAGCUGGUUGGUAUGGAGGGAAAGGCUCACAGCCACGUGAUGUCAGAAGGGUUCUGUGGGUAGAGGAAUCGUUUUGUCUUUGAGACUGUUAUGAGUAUGUACAAAUGUUAUUUCCUGUAAAAUAUUUUCAUUUUUUAAAAUGUUAUUUCCGAGAUAGAAAAGUGGAGGUGUCUGUUUGGGGAACGUUUUUGGGUGCGUAUAGUAAAGCACGGUCACCAUGAA